Strongylus vulgaris is the source of this 845-nucleotide messenger RNA. The record is from the annotation of a GenBank genome assembly. NCBI's taxonomy places the organism in Eukaryota, Metazoa, Nematoda, Chromadorea, Rhabditida, Strongylidae.
AUAGUGAGGACAGUCAUAGGAGGUCCACCACCAACAUCUGCCCCACCUGGACCGCCUGGUGUGGCUCCUGCUCCUGCCACAGCGCCCAUUGUCGAUUUCAGCAAACCGCCUCCUAGCUUACCGCCACCGGCUGGAGCCACACCCGCACCGACUACUUUACCGACAGUACACAUAAUGGACGGCCCCCCUGGAGUGGAUAUUAUCGCGCCGCCAGGAGUUGACGGACCACCUGGAGUCGACCUAGAGCCACAGACGAUCCCAACUCUUGGAUCAGGAAGUGGUUUAGAUAUGUCCGUGCCUCCGCCAGGUUUCAAUCCUUCUUUGCCUCCGCCUGGAAUGAGACCACCACAAAUGGCAAUACCAAUGACAAAUAUGCCGCCUCCUGGCUUUAAUACUAUGCUACCACCACCAGGAUACGGACAGAAUCGAUUCCCUCCUUCUGGUCCUGGAGGGAUGAACAGACCGCCUCCUUUGAUGGGACGAGACUUUGACUCUAUGAGUCGCCGAGAUUCAACUGAUUUUGAUGAUCUGUACGUCGGUCAAGUAUCUGUAAAUUGGCCUUUCAUUGAUCCUUGUGCUUGCAGUGAUGAUGACCGAAGGCGUCAUAAACGGCGGAGUCGAUCGAGAAGCCCUAGGCGUGAUUCCAGAAGAGUUCGAGAGAGUGGACGAGACCGCGAACGUGAUGAUCGUCGGGAUCGUGACAAGGAUCGUGAAAAAGAUCGCGACAAGGAGCGUGACAAAGAUCGUGAUCGUGACAAGGAGAGGGAACGUGAGCGUGGAACGGAACGGUCAGAGCGCAGUAGGCGGCAUAGAUCACGAAGUGGAAGCGCUGACAGUGAGUGAUU